Xyrauchen texanus (razorback sucker) is the source of this 6970-nucleotide messenger RNA. It is a transcript of the gene myo1d, whose product is annotated as myosin 1D. Gene Ontology annotation, biological process: actin filament organization; vesicle transport along actin filament. Gene Ontology annotation, molecular function: actin filament binding; microfilament motor activity; ATP binding. The record is from RefSeq and is a predicted model, not a curated record. The transcript is spliced from 22 exons. The coding region runs from base 389 to 3403 and encodes 1004 amino acids. Lineage: Eukaryota; Metazoa; Chordata; Actinopteri; Cypriniformes; Catostomidae. Gene Ontology annotation, cellular component: cytoplasm; plasma membrane; myosin complex.
UAGACGAGACGAGUGCAGUUCGCGGAAACAAGGAUGAGAGGUACGACUGUAGCGGGCUAUCACUUCUCAAACACCGGGAUCAUCUAAAAGUUGCGAGGAGUUUCAAGGCGAACGAACCGAGGAGCGUUUAGCUGUGAGAAUUUAAAGUGACGGAAAUAACUUCCAGUCAACAGGCAGUGCGUGUCUAUAUUUCCUUUUAAUGGGAACAUGAACAAAACCCGACUUAUUGUGGUCUAGGCAAAUAGUAAACAAAUUCAGAACGAAGAUGUAUUAUUGUUUCAGUUUGGCGCUCUCGAAUUGAUUAUAUUGUACAUUCAAGUUAACUUUACGCAAUUUUCGUAGAAUUAUCGCACAGGUAUUUUUUUUUUAAUAUUUCUUAAGCAUUAUAAUGGCAGAACACGAAAGUCUGGAAUUCGGAAAGGCGGACUUUGUGCUUCUUGACAAUGUGUCUUUGGAGGAGUUUAUGGCCAACCUCAAGCUCAGGUUUGAAAAGGGUCGUAUCUACAGCUUCAUUGGAGAAGUGGUGGUGUCGGUUAACCCUUACCGUGCCAUGAACAUUUACGGGCGGGAGACCAUUGAGCAGUACAAAGGCCGAGAGUUGUACGAGCGUCCGCCACAUCUAUUUGCCAUUGCUGAUGCUGCAUACAAAGCCAUGAAGAGGAGGAACAAAGACACAUGCAUUGUUAUCUCAGGGGAGAGUGGAGCUGGAAAAACAGAGGCUAGUAAAUACAUUAUGCAAUAUAUCGCUGCUAUCACCAAUCCCAGCCAAAGAGCAGAGGUGGAGAGGGUGAAAAACAUGCUGCUGAAAUCCAACUGUGUCCUAGAGGCUUUUGGGAACGCUAAGACCAACCGCAAUGAUAACUCCAGCCGGUUCGGCAAGUACAUGGAUAUCAACUUUGAUUUUAAGGGAGACCCCAUUGGUGGCCAUAUCAGCAACUACCUGCUUGAGAAGUCUCGAGUCAUUUUUCAGCAGGAAGGUGAGAGAAGCUUCCACUCUUUCUACCAGUUGGUCAAGGGAGCUCCAGAUGCUCAACUGCGGUCCCUGCACAUUCAGAGAGAUUCCACAGCAUACAACUACAUUAAAGUUGGAGGCCAGAUAAAGUCCUCUAUAAAUGACAGCGCUGAUUUUAAAAGUGUCACUGAUGCAAUGAAGGUGAUUGGCUUCACUGCAGAGGAGAUUCAGACGGUCUACAAGAUCCUUGCUACCAUCUUGCAUCUGGGGAAUCUGAAGUUUGGAAGCGAUGGAGAUGUGACUCUCAUUGAGAAUUCUAAGGUGGUGUCAGUGCUGGGGGAUUUGCUGUCUACCAAAGAGGAAAAUGUAGAAAAGGCCCUACUCUAUCGCACUGUGGCUACUGGCCGUGACAUCAUUGACAAACAGCACACUGAUAAAGAGGCUAGUUAUGGCCGUGAUGCCUUGGCCAAGGCCAUUUAUGAGCGUCUUUUCUGUUGGAUUGUGGGAAGAAUCAAUGAUGUCAUUGAGGUGAAAAACUAUGAUGCAAGGGUCCAUGGGAAGAACACAGUGAUUGGAGUCCUGGACAUCUAUGGCUUUGAAAUCUUUCAGAACAACAGCUUUGAGCAGUUCUGUAUAAACUACUGCAAUGAGAAACUUCAGCAGCUCUUCAUUCAGCUGGUGUUGAAACAGGAACAGGAGGAAUAUCAGCGAGAGGGGAUUCCCUGGAAACAUAUCGACUAUUUUAACAAUCAGAUCAUAGUGGAUCUGGUGGAACAACAGCAUAAGGGCAUUUUCGCGGUCCUGGAUGAGGCAUGUAUGAAUGUUGGGAAGGUGACGGAUGAAAUGUUCCUGCAGGCGCUCAACGGCAAACUGGCGAAACAUGUCCACUACACCAGCCGCCAGCUUUCACCCACCGACAAAAAUCUGGAAUUUGACAGAGACUUCCGCAUCCGCCAUUAUGCAGGAGAUGUGGUUUACUCUGUUGUGGGCUUCAUUGACAAAAACAAGGACACAUUGUUUCAGGAUUUCAAGAGGCUUCUUUACAACAGCUCAAACCCUGUGCUGAGGACCAUGUGGCCAGAGGGCAAGCUGAGUAUCACAGAGGUCACCAAGCGACCCCUGACUGCUGCCACACUCUUCAAAAACUCCAUGAUCUCUUUGGUGGAGAACUUGGCCAGCAAGGAGCCAUACUAUGUCCGUUGCAUAAAGCCAAAUGACGUGAAGUCUCCACUGCUGUUUGAACAUGAGCGCUGUAAGCACCAAGUGGAGUAUCUGGGACUCCUGGAGAACGUCCGGGUGCGACGAGCAGGCUUUGCUAACCGACAGACCUAUCCAAGAUUCCUUCAGAGGUAUAAGAUGAUCUCAGAGUUCACCUGGCCCAACCACGACCAGCCUUCGGAUAAAGAGGCAGUGAAACGUCUUCUGCAGGGUUGUGGGUUCGAACACGAUGUGGCCUACGGCAAGACCAAAGUGUUCAUCCGCACCCCCCGAACCAUCUUCAGCCUGGAGGAGCAGAGAGCAGAGAUGGUGAAGAGGAUCGUCCUCUUUCUGCAAAAGGUGUGGCGUGGGACACUGGCCAGAAUGCGAUACCGCCGCAUGCGUGCUGCCAUCAUCAUCAUCCGGGCAUACAGACGCUACAAGGUUAAAUCGUACAUCCGCGAGAUCAACUCCCGCUUCAGAAAUGUCCGCAGCAUGAAGGAUCACGGCAAACAUGUGAAGUGGCCCACGCCGCCCAAGGUCUUGCGCAAGUUUGAAGAGGCACUGAGGAACAUCUAUAACAGAUGGUGGGCCUGGACGCUCAUUAAAGGCCUGUCUCCAGAGGAAAUGCUGCAGAUCAGGGCUAAAGUGGCAACACUGGAGUGUUUGAAAGGGCAGAGAGCAGAUCUCGGACUGCAGAGAGUCUGGGAGGGCAACUACCUGAUAAAGGACAUUCCUGGGACAGCAUCUUCCUUUACUCUGGUGUCCAGUGAUCUGCAGAGGAAAGAUAAGUUUAUGAGGGUCCUCUUCUCCUGCAAUGUCCGCAAGAUCAAUCGCUUCAAUAAGGCAGAGGACCGAGCAUUGCUCAUCACUGAUCGCCAUCUUUACAAAAUGGACCCAGUCAAGCAAUUCAAGCCCAUGAAGAGCAUCCCACUCUAUAAUGUGACCGGAGUUAGCGUUUCCCCUGGGAAAGACCAGCUGGUUGUCUUCCACACAAAAGACAACCGGGACCUAAUCGUGUGCCUGCAGGGUAUGGUGCCAGCUGGGGACAGCCGCAUCGGAGAGUUGGUGGGGACUCUGCUCAGCCACUUCAAAAGUGAGAAGAGGAAGCUACAGGUGAACAUUGUCAGCCCCAUUCAAUGCAGUAUGAAUGGGAGGAAGUGUACUGUCGUUGUGGAAACCAAGAUCAACCAAUCACAGCCAGACUUCACCAAAAACAGAUCAGGAUAUAUUCUCUCAGUGCCAGGCAACUAGAGGUUCAAACAGCCCCUCUUAACUGUAGGAUAUCAUCUGCUUUAUACUAGUCAAAACAUUUUGAACCUCAGAAAUGAAGCCAUACCAAAUUUGCAUGGAGGCAGGCAAGAAGGAAUAUUAGAUUUUUCUGGUAGUAAUAUAAUAGAAAUGUUUUUCCCUAAAUUCCAAACUUCGGAAGAUAUACAUCCUCAAAGACGAGUUUUCAGGCGCAGAUCCAUUAAUUUAUUAAAUAUUACAACCAAAUGAAGGGUAAUCAUAAAUGUAAUAUUUAUGUGUAACAGGAGACGCAGGGCUUUAAAAAUAUCUAACUUAUGUUUUGAAAUACUGGAGGGUUUUUCUUUAAAGGGAAUAUGUUGGUUUUUGAUCAGUGGUUUAUGUGGGAUAAAGAAUAGCUUUACUUAUGGCCCGAUGUCUCGCACAGAUUAUAUGCAGUUUUGGAGUUGCUGCUGAAUUUUGUUUAUCGGAGCUUGUUGAGAGGGAUAUGUUGAUCAUAUCUUUAAACUGCUCAGAGAGAAGCGUUAAACUUUCUCGUAAUUUAAACUAUAAUUCUUCUGCAUAUUUCUGGUAAUCUAUAGCUAGGUAAAUAUUGUACACAGAAACUGUCAUAGAGAAUAUUGGAUUGUAUCUUACAUAAUGUACUGUAUACACUACAUAUAACGUAGGUAGGCGAGAACUGUAAUUUACUCACAUUUCUUUAUCUUGAAGUAGAGGCAGCACAAAUGAGGUGAUGAUUGCGUCAGGCUAUUUUAUUUUCUAUUGCCAUUUUAUAUAAUAAUAGUGGUCCCAUGAGAAACAUACGCCAUUUCAGGGAACAUACCAGGCGCAGUCAUCCAGUCACCCUGGCUGAUUCUUUGGCCUGUCGCAAAAUAAUCAAGGAGGAUCAUUUUAACAUUUACUUAUUUCUGUAAUGAAGCUGUAAAAUAGACAAAAGAGACACUCUUAUGUUUACAAAGACUGAAUUCAAAAUAGCACAAAUGUGGUCGCCAUUAUUUAUAUGAGCCAUAAAGGACAAAAAUAUGUUUUUAUCACCAAACAAUAUUUGAAGAGAACAGGCAACCAGUUGUUCCGUUAUGGUCCAUUUUCACUUGUCAAAUGGCUUUUCAAUAUGCAAUGCGUUGUUUAACAAAAAAAUUAGCAAGCUGUAAUAUUUGUAAACUUUGCACAUCUACAGUACAGUGGCCCCAACAAUUAUUUGGACACUUAAUUCACACUUAAAUAUACAUGAAUGUCCAAGCAAGUGGCAUUUAUUUUUCAAUCAAAAUUUCCAUGCAAAACUACUUUUUUAGGUUUUAAAUGCUAAAACCAGAGACCUACUCUUCAAUAUUGAAGACCCAAAAUAUUUGAGAAACUCUCUGGUUGUCAAACAUUAGUGGGUAAGGAACAUAGUUAAUGUGAUGAACUACUCCUGUGGUUAAUCUGCUAGCACCUGUGUGAAAAUUCAUAUAUCCACUAAAAAUGUCCUUGACACCAGUCUGUUAAAAGUAAUUGCAAAUAUGGCUCAGAAAUGAAGUCUGUUCUAAGAAAAGCUCUUGUAUCAUUUGAUUGCAGAUUCUGCUUGUUUUGAUAUUUUGUAUCUAAUGCCAUAAAAUUCAUACAUUUUAAAAUGUGGCUUAAGUGUCCAAAUACUUCUUAAAGCCACUCUAUGUGUAUGAGUGUGUGUUCAAAUAUGAGAGUGAGAAUGAAAGAAAGAGCAGUAUUUAUUCAUAUUAAUAAAAUCAACGUCUGCCUUAGUUUAAAGCUUCUGGUACUGACAGACAAAGUGCCAAACUGAUCUUCAUUCCUAAGCAAGGAGUUUCAUAAAUCUUCUUUUUUAAUCAUUGUUUCUUUGUAAUGUCUGUGACUGGUAGCUCAGGAAGAAUUAUCUUUUUUUUAUCUGUUAAUUAGGAUCAUUCCUUGUGGCCAAAAACAUAGUUAAGCUCCCAUCAGCAUAGCAUUUGUCCUUGCUGUGAUGUACCGCGGCACGUGAUGUGAUAUAAAUGGGAAAUAAUGGAUCGGAUAGUUAGUUGUGGCCCACAACUAGUGAUCCAGGCCUAUAAUGUUUAGCAAGUGAUCAGGAAUGCCUGCAAUCAGCACAGUCAAUAUGGUUUUGAAAUAGCCUCAGGUUAAAUGUGAACGCUUAUGCAUGCCUGAUUUCUAUCACAAUGUUCCACAAACAUCCAUUUGUAUACUUUGCACUGCAAAAAUUAAUGUUUCUACUCAGUAUAUCUGUUUGUUUUGCAGUAUUCCAAAUAUACUUAAAACGUGAUAAAUGUACUUGUGAAGCAAUGUGGUGUAGGAUAUAAAGACAUGCUUUUAGAAAAUACUGUAUAUAUUGAACUAGGUUAUUUUUCUUACCCCAUUUGUAAAUUGCUUUUACUAGUUUUAAGCAUAAUUCAAACCAAAUAUAGUGAGGUGCUCAAAAUAAGAAAAUAAUUAUUACCAAUGGACCAAGAAAAAAAAAAAAAAACUUAAAUCAAGAUAUAUUAUCUGAAAACAGGUCUUUUUAGCUUACACAAUUUUACUUCUCAUGAAAAAAAAAUAAGGAUGUUUAGAUAACUGAACAGGUCCACUUACAAAGCCAAUACGAGCAGCCCCUCUUGCCCAUCUUCCCUCACUCACUCACUCGCUCUCUUUCUCUCUCUCUUUUAUUACACUCUCUUAUCCUCUUCCUCUCUGUCCCAGUAUGCUUCCUCUUGACUAUAAGCCUGUUUCAGUAAAGUGUGUCAGCAGAAGCACACAGUGCCAGUGCUGUUUGGAAGAUAAAGUCAGACACCCUACCCACAGACAACAGACACCCAAGUAACAGAUUCCUCACUGUUCAGGAAUUGCUCACGGUCCCUUAGAACACUUUGUCAGAAAGGUGAAUUUUAAACAGAACAAAUGCACUUUUAAUUACUGUUAAAUCAGGCUUUUCUUGAAUCUAACACAGUGUCUUUCAUUGCCAAUGAUUAGGCAAUAUGUGAAUGCUCUCUGUUGCCUUAAAAAAUAAGACUUGUUUGAUUUUCAGUUAUACUGUUUAAAAUACUAUUUUACAACUCUUUCUGUGGGUAGAGCGAUCUGUUUUGUUAGUAAUAGUCAUCUUGUGUAUUCAUCUUUUUGUUCUUGUCGUGAACCCUACUGCUGCAUUUUAAGUGCUGAAUAAUUUAAUUCCUUAAAAAACUUGUUGUUUGUUCAAAUUUGUUUAAUUAUACCUGUUCAUCUUUGUUAAUAUUAGCAUCCUUGAGAUGUAAUCUGAUCAAUCAAUGUGCCUACUUUUAUACUUCUCCUGUUUAAGUAAUAUAUUAUUUUAAAAUUAUGUUUUUAAAAGAUGCUACCCAUGCUUGGACCAAAUCAGGUUGUUAAACACAGCUUUUUCAUAUCUAUUUUAAUGCAAUUAUUAUUCUGUAAUUUAUGCAUUUUUUAAUUCAUGUUCAGAUAUUAAAAUUCUUUCACUAAGCAGAAACAUUAUACUAUAUUGCAGACUUAUUACUGAUUUACCAUUUUGUUAAUCAAAUACAGGCUGCACCAAAUAUCUGCUCCUGAAAUAAACUUGUCCUUGAAGUGUCUGUUACUUUUGCUUAUUCACACUAAUAUAUUGUCAUGUAUUUA